GCGCGCUGUGUUUAUCAAAUGUACUUUAGUGUCGAAUGACCCGCAAACAACUGUUAAUAACCAGCUAUAAUAAUAACACUCAUAUUAGUAUAAUAACCGACGGCCAGCCUUCAUUCUGCGCGUUUAACCAGCAGGCGUCUGAUGGAUGAGGAUCUGUCUGAAGUGAGCUGAAGAACCGUCGUGAUGACCGCGGUCUGUCUGCUGUGUUUGUGCCACAGACCGGGACGUGUGUCCACCCUGAGCUGGAGGCCCGGGCGCGGCCGGAGGUUCUGGUUCUGCAGGGCGGGAUCGUACGCAAGCGUCUCGGCCUUCAGCACGUCGAUGCGCCGCGGGUCGACGGACCUGAGAUACCACGCGUCCCGUCUGAGGAGCGCUCUGGACUCGGCCUGGAAAGCAGCGACGCGACUCAAAGCCGAGAAGACCUCCAGCACUCCUGCGGCUCCGCCCCCCACACUUGUUGAGACUGCAACUGAAAUCCAGGAAGAGAAGGUGUGCAAAGUGACCGGAACAGCCCCGCCCACUACACAACAGGCUCCGCCCUCAGCAAUUGUUGCAACUGCAACUGAGAGCCAGGAACAGAAAGAGUGCAAAGUAACUGGAACAGCUCCGCCCACCACACCACAGGCCACGCCCACAGCACAGGCCACGCCCCUCUUCCACCCGGGCUCCCUCAGCGUGUAUCUGGGCGAGACUUACGACUAUCUGUCUCAGCAUAUCAACUCUUACUUCAGCAGCUUAACUAAACCCGGGUCAGAUGUCGCCCCGCCUGCGUCCUCUCGCCCGGAAACCUCUGUCUCUGUCGGUAAAGGACUCGGGAGUUACUUGAGCUCCUCGGCGCCGAGAGUCCAGGGCUUCAUAGGGAGCUACAUCACGCCGCUGGUCCCCCGGUUCAGAACGGAGCCCAGACGCGCACCGGUGGAGGCGGAUGAAGCUGCUUCUGAUGAAGCUGGACGCAGGGAAACGGUCCGGAGCAACGAUCAGGAGAGAGCCAGACGCCUGCUGCUCCAGAGAGAGAAGAUCGUGGCGCGGGUGUGUGUGGAUAACCGGACCCGGGCUCUGGUUCAGGCUCUCCGUCGGGCGUCAGACGUGCGGCUCUACAUCCGGCGGGUGGAGGAUCUCAGUCUCCAUCUGCUGGAGUUCCCAGAAACACGAUUCGUGGCCGUCCAGGAGCGUGCGAUCCCGUGUCUGCUGCGUCUGCGUCAGGCCGGGGACGUCUCUCUGCAGGCCGCGGUCAGAAAGGCUCUGGCUCUGCUGGGCUUCACGGAGGCUGUGAAGAAGCGAGGCGUCCGGAUCCUGGCCAUCGACGGAGGAGGAACCCGGGGUCUGCUGGCCCUUCAGACGCUGCGCCGCUUACAGGAGCUGUCAGGAAAACCUGUUCAUCAGCUGUUCGACUACAUCUGCGGCGUCAGCACAGGUGCGAUCCUGGGCUUCAUGCUGGGCAUCUUGAAGAUCCCUCUGAAGGAGUGUGAGGAUCUGUACAGGACGCUGAGCUCAGACGUCUUCAAGCAGAACCUGAUCGUGGGAACGAUGAAGAUGAGCUGGAGUCACGCUUUCUACGACAGUGAGAUCUGGGAGACCGUGCUGAAGGAGAAGAUGGGCUCGGAGCUGCUGAUCGAGACCAGACGCGACUCCGACUGUCCCAAAGUGGCGGCGGUGAGCACUGUGGUGAACCGCACUCCUCCGGUGAAGGCCUUCGUCUUCAGGAACUACAGGCUUCCUCUCGGGGUGCGUUCUCAUUACCGCGGCUCCUGCAGACACCGGCUCUGGGAGGCCAUCCGCGCCUCCUCUGCUGCUCCGGGAUACUUCCAGGAGUUCGCUCUGGGUCACGACCUGCACCAGGACGGCGGGAUGCUGAUCAAUAACCCCACGGCUCUGGCCAUCCACGAGUGUCAGUGUCUGUGGCCGGACGUCCCGCUGCAGUGUGUGGUGUCUCUGGGGACGGGACGCUUCCAGACGACCGGAAGAACCAGCGUCUCCUACACCAGCCUGAAGACCAAGCUCAGCCACGUCAUCAGCAGCGCCACCGACACCGAGGAAGUGCACGCUAUGCUGGACGCUAUGCUCCCGCCGAACACGUACUUCCGCUUUAACCCGUACAUGAGCGAAGACGUGGCUCUGGACGAGAGCCGGCAGGAGAAGCUGGAGCAGAUGCAGGCCGAGGGUCUUCAGUAUCUGCAGAGAAACCAGGAGAAGCUCCAGAGAGCCGUCAGCGAGCUCUCACGAGACAAGAGCCCCGUCCAGAGACUGAGCGAGUGGCUGCGGCUCCGAGCGCUCAUGCACGAGAGCUUCUACAAGAGAUAGAGGACACACAACCUUCCCACGAGUCUCAGAUCAAACCUGCACACCAGAUGCACUCCAGCUCCGGGGUUCAUCAGGGACACACACUCAGGGACUCAGUUCAGAUCAUCAGGGCAAUAAACCGAUGUUUUUUUAUUUUAUUUGUAUGUAUUUAUUUUAAUUUUAUAUUUAUUUAUUUAUUUUUUAUUCAUAGGGUUAGGGUUAAUAUUAUUUUAUUUUAUUUUAUUUUAUUUUAUUUUAUUUUAUUUUAUUUUAUUUUUUUAUUUUAUUUUAUUUUAUUUUAUUUUAUUUUAUUUUAUUUUAUUUUUAUUUUAUUUUAUUUUAUUUUAUUUUAUUUUAUUUUAUUUUAUUUUUUUUUUUAUUUUAUUUUAUUUUAUUUUAUUUUAUUUUAUUUUAUUUUAUUUUAUUUUAUUUUAUUUUAUUUUAUUUUAUUAUUUUAGGGUUUGUGUUUAUUUUAUUUUAUUUUACUGAAACAAAGCUCACAAUAAAACUUUGAGAAUCAGGCAUCCAGAAAAUGACAAAGUCCAGUAAAGAAAAUAAUCAAGUCACAUUUAUUUCUAUAGCAGUUUAUACAAUACAGAUCAUUUCAAAGCAGCUUCACAGUGAUAAACAGGAAAAUAACAGUGUGAAUGUUGUAAAAUCCAAGCUGUAAAGCAGCUCUACAGAAGACAGUAGAAUCAUCAUUCAGUUCAGUUCAGAACUGUUUGAUUCAUUUGUAACCUGCUGUAGAGCAAGAGUUUGGAUUGGAAACAUUGAUGCAAAAUUGGACCGCUAGAAUCAUUAUAAAGACUUUAAAGCACUCUCACGGUUGAUCAUUUAUACGACCGUGAGAUGAUUUAUUUUAUAAAGGCAGCUCAUAUCUUUAUUUCACUCUAGGAAACCAAAUAAAGACUUAAACACUACAGUCUGUACCUACAAACUUAUGAAAAAUGAAUUUGCCAAGUCUAUGAACUCCUAUUAAACUAUAUAAUUUAUUUUAUUAAAAUAAAUUAAUGUUCACCUUUUAUUUGUAUUUAGCCUUCAUACAAACAAGAAAUGUGAAAUCACUGUCAAAUAAACAUCUCAGACUCACCUUAUUAAUAUUAAUAUCUUUAACUUCAAACUAUAGGCUAACAUACACCACCAGUCAUACGAUUUUAGUUUUUUAAAGAAUUCUCUUCUGCUCACCAAGCCUGCAUUUAUUUGAUCCAAAAUACAGCAAAAACAGUAACAUUUUGAAAUAUUUACCAUUUAAAAUAACUGUUUUCUAUUUGAAAAUGUAAGUUAUUCCUGUGAUUUCAAAGCUGAAUUUUUAGCAUAAUUUCUCCAGUCACAUGAUCCUUCAGAAAUCAUUCUAAUUUCUGAUUUGCUGCUCAAAACACAUUUAUUAUUAUAUUGAAAACAGCGGAGUAGCAUCUGAUUCUCUCCAGCAGGAGGCGCUCUGAGAGCGGCAGAACUAGCGGUUUCCACGGUAACGGCUGUAAUCUAAGCAGCUCCGCUCCUGAACGCUACUUUAUCAGAUAAAAUUAAAUUAUAAUAACAUCAAAACUAUUCUGAAGACAGUAUGUUCCCUUCAGAGAUACAUUCAUAUAAAUCACCUGCUUUUUGAAACGUGCAGUGCUCAUGUUUAUUCAACGAAGUCAAACGCCACAAUUAAACUAAUGUUUGGGAAACACUGGUAAUGUAUAUCGAAAUAUCGGAAAUGUGUUUAAAAAUCAUAUCACCGAUAUUGAAAAAAAAAAAUAUCGCUAUACAUAUUGAUAUUGCAUGAUUGUCCAGCUCUAGUCUAAGAGUUAGUUAUUUUUAUUAUUUUAAUAUUACUAUUUAGGUUUAUUAAUUUAUUUAAUUUGAAGUUUGUUUUAGUCAUUUUUUAUUUAUUUCCAGUUAGUACUUGAAUGCUUUGAUCAGUUUAUUUCAGUUAGUUUGCAAUGCAACAUUUCUGUAAUAUUAGUAUUUCAGCUUUAUUUCAAUUAACCCCCCGUGAACUCGUGCUCUGUAGUUUAAAACAUCUAGCUCAUGGUGACCUUUGACCUCUGCUGAUAGAGCGUCUCAGCAUUAUCGAGCUCCUUUAUAAGCCAGUGUUGUAUUUGUUUGAGUCUGUACUGUAAACCUCUCCACUGUCUGAAGCUCAGUAAAUCCCAGAAUAAAUGAAGUCGUUUCCAGAAAACACUGAGAGUGAAGCUCAUGAGAAGCAAUGAGACGCUUUCUGACGAUGAAGAUGAUGAAGAGCUGCUGUGAUGUAGUUUUAGCUUCUUAUUUGUUUUGUAACUGCUGAUCCUGAUAUUUCAGUAUAAUAAAUGAUGAUCUGUCA
Messenger RNA from Onychostoma macrolepis, 4588 nucleotides. Its product is annotated as calcium-independent phospholipase A2-gamma-like. Gene Ontology annotation, cellular component: membrane. Bases 184 to 2301 code for a protein of 705 amino acids. The record is from RefSeq and is a predicted model, not a curated record. Gene Ontology annotation, biological process: arachidonate metabolic process. Lineage: Eukaryota; Metazoa; Chordata; Actinopteri; Cypriniformes; Cyprinidae. The transcript has 11 exons.